Closterium sp. NIES-65 is the source of this 330-nucleotide messenger RNA. Lineage: Eukaryota; Viridiplantae; Streptophyta; Zygnematophyceae; Desmidiales; Closteriaceae. The record is from the annotation of a GenBank genome assembly.
AUGGCAGCGGAAUCCAUAGAACGAUUAGCAAGUGCGUUUAGUGAAGACGAGAUUCCUGAGGAAGACAGAAACGCUUUCAAAGCCCACGCGGAAUUUCUCGCGAGACGACACCAUCAACAGCGAUCGGCUUGGAGGCAAUUAGUAACAUGGGUGAACGGCAAGAUCACCCUGUAUAAUGUGACCUUUGGCCUCUACAUCCUGGACUGGUGGGAGGUCCUCCUAGUCAACACCGUUGGAGCUCUCAUCCUCUGCUUCCUCCUCUACCACUCGUGUCUCCUCAUCAUCACAUCCGUGAAGACAGUCGCUUCUUUGAUAUCAUACUUACCUUGA